AUGACCAACGACAUUCUCGAUGUGAUCACUUGUAAAGCGGCGGUCGUACGAGAGCUUGGUGGGCCGGUGACGGUGGAGGAGAUAAAAGUGGAUCCACCAAAAGCUUCAGAAGUCCGGGUCAAGAUGUUAUGUGCGAGCAUUUGUCAUACCGAUAUCCUAUGUUGCAAUGGCGUCCCCGUUCCUUUGUUUCCUCGUAUUCCUGGACAUGAAGGGGUUGGAAUGGUAGAGAGCGUAGGGAUAAACGUGAAAACAGGGGUUAAGCCGGGGGAUAUAGUGAUGCCACUUUAUCUCGGUGAAUGUGGAGAAUGCUUGAACUGUAAAUCGGGAAAGACCAACAUUUGUCAUGCUCACUCGAUUGGCUUGACCGGCCUCAUGCCCGACGGCACUUCCCGGAUGUCCAUGGCUGCAACCGGAGAAACCAUAUACCACCACUUCAGUUGCUCCACAUGGUCGGAGUAUAUGGUCAUUGACAUCAACUACGUACUCAAGAUUGACCCCAAGAUGCCUCUCCCUUACGCCAGUUUCUUGUCAUGUGGCUUCACCACCGGAUUCGGUGCACCUUGGAAGGAGACCCCAAUUCAUAAGGAUUCAUCUGUUGCCGUAUUUGGCCUUGGGGCUGUCGGUCUCGGGGCGAUAAAAGGAGCAGAAAUGCAAGGGGCGUCGAAAAUUAUAGGAGUGGAUAUAAAUGAAACUAAAUCGACCAAAGGAAAGGUGUUUGGGAUGACGGAUUUCAUCAACCCUAAGGACCAUCCAAAUCAAUCGGUCUCCAAUUUAGUGAAAGAUAUUACGGACGGGCUAGGUGUCGACUAUUGUUUCGAGUGCACCGGAGUCCCGUCUUUGUUGAAUGAAGCCAUCGAGGCCUCCAAAAUUGGAUUAGGGACAACUGUGUUAAUAGGCGCUGGGUUAAGCUCGAAUUUGGCAAUUAAAAGCACAACACUAUUCAAUGGUCGAACUCUGAAAGGAUCCCUUUUCGGUGGCGUAAAAACCCGAUCAGAUCUUCCGAUCUUGAUUGAGAAAUGCAUCAAUAAGGAGAUAGAAGUGAAGGAGCUUUUGACACACGAGAUACGAUUGGAGGAUAUACAUGAAGCAUUUGACACACUAAAGAAGCCUGAUUGCCUUAAGAUUCUCAUCAACUUUUGAUUCAAAUGAAUAUUCGAUGUAAUAAUGUGUAUAUUUUACAUAUAAAUAUCGGGUAUUUACUUU
Molecule: messenger RNA, 1203 nt
Organism: Cynara cardunculus var. scolymus (artichoke)
Lineage: Eukaryota; Viridiplantae; Streptophyta; Magnoliopsida; Asterales; Asteraceae
Product: alcohol dehydrogenase-like 1
Exons: 7
Coding region: 1-1140 (379 amino acids)
Biological process (GO): formaldehyde catabolic process
Cellular component (GO): cytosol
Molecular function (GO): zinc ion binding; S-(hydroxymethyl)glutathione dehydrogenase [NAD(P)+] activity
Source: RefSeq, a predicted model, not a curated record